AUGCUCGCCCUGCUCUUCUCAUACCACCAGGUCAUGCCCGACUAUCUCGAUUUCCUGGCCUCUUUCGGCUUCCAAAGCACGGCGCGAGACGUCCGGCACAGCGCAUUCCGGCGACAGAUGUCUCUUAAGCAGUCAGCGGUGGUCCUCACGGGCAACGGCCUGGGGAGAUCCGGACAUCAGUACCAGGUUGCGUACAACUUGAAGGGCGUAACGCAAAAGGGAGAGGAAGUGUGGUCGAUAAGGAACGCCGCCUUCUACCAUCAGUACGACGUGGGCACGAACCGUGCUCUGUGGAUCGUCACCAAAGGCGGGACGGACAUUUAUGAGAGCUACAAGGAGCUGACUGGUUCGGAUGGCCGACCGGAAGACAAGACGUUCACCUCGGCGGAAGAUUGCUUCGCGGCUAGUCUCUCACCACACCUCUUGUUUUGUCGCUGGUCGACCGAAGACUGGCGAGGGUACAUCAGAGUAUUGGAAGAAAAGGUGGACAAGGAGAGCAAGAUGGCAGUGAUUGGCCUACGUGAACAUGGCCAUCAUGCGAAGCGAUACCGACCCAGCGACAUUCAACUGAUGCAAGCGCUGGAGGAGAAAGCUAGCGAGGCGGCUGUGGUUCUCGAGGGGAACGUCGAUAUCAUGACAUCACUGCGGCAGUUCUACGAGGGCCUGGCCAAGGACGACAGGUUUCCGUGUCGCAACUCCUGCGCGGGCGAGUUAACCGACUUUGUGAACCAGCUCGACGCAAUGAUAGGCGACCUGAAGAACAACAGCGGGAGGGCCAGGGCUCUGGUGAAGACCACAGCAGACAGAAAAGAGCUGAUUAUACAAUACCGCGGCGAAGAAUCGGCGGAGCGGAUGCACAGGCUCAACAAGAACAUGGAGGAGGAGACGAUUGUGGUCCGCAUCAUUACGCUCGUGACGCUGAUUUACCUGCCCGCCACAUUUGUGUCCACCUUUUUCAGCACCGACAUCAUCAAGUACCAGGAUGACCAGUAUCCCAACGGCAGGUUCUCCAACACGGCCAUGUACCGCUGGCUCCAGGUCACGCUGCCUCUGACCUUCCUGACCUUGCUUGCGGCGUGGGUGGGUAAGAUGUAUGCAUCAAAGAAGGCCGAUGAGGCAAUCCUCGAUGGCGGCAUAGAGGUGCCCCCACUGGUGGAGCGACUUCAGGUGGGAUACUGGUUGCAACGGGUGCAGUCCCGAUGGAAAUGGCCCGUGCGGCAGUCGCCAGCAAUGCCGCUGUUACCACUGAGCAAGCGGACAACGCAAGCGCAGCCAGUGAAUGGGGUCACUGGACAACAACUUCCGUAA
Lasiosphaeria miniovina is the source of this 1308-nucleotide messenger RNA. RefSeq lists its product as uncharacterized. The transcript has 2 exons. The record is from RefSeq and is a predicted model, not a curated record. Bases 1 to 1308 code for a protein of 435 amino acids. Lineage: Eukaryota; Fungi; Ascomycota; Sordariomycetes; Sordariales; Lasiosphaeriaceae.